Messenger RNA from Chara braunii, 2582 nucleotides. The record is from the annotation of a GenBank genome assembly. NCBI's taxonomy places the organism in Eukaryota, Viridiplantae, Streptophyta, Charophyceae, Charales, Characeae.
CGGAGAAAGGAAGGAAGGAAGGAAGGAGGGUGAAAGGGAGAAGAAGGAUCCGAUUAAUGGAAAGGGUGAUCAAAGUAGAGGGUGACGACAGGGGAGGUAUCAGCAGCAGGCAGAGGGUGCCAGCUGCGGCGGCGAUCGCGGCACUACUGGCCAGCCUGAGCACGGAUACUGGGGCCGGAGGGGUGGAGGGAGGAGGAGGAGGAGGAGGAGGAGCAGGAGGGGGGGGACKUGGGGGGGGGGGSGGGGGGAAAUCGCGGACUUUACGCGGGCAGCGGAUUGAUUAUAUGGCGCUGUCGGAAGGAAAGGAGCCUGGGUCGCGUUGGGCAGAGGCGCAUACUGGCGCCUCGGGAGGGGAGCGAGGAGGGGACGAACUCCUAGGAGAUGACGAAUGCAGUAAUCGGCGCGGUACGGGGGCGGGAGCGGGAACGGCUGUCCACGUGGCGGCGAGCGAGAGAGAAAUGCCCGGCCUUUGUCGCCCAUGGAGUGCAACUAGCAGAAGGGCAGGAAUGAUCACUCGGAGCGGAUCGCCUGUCACCGGGACAGCUGGUUCUUGGGCCGCAGGUGCAGCAAUUGCAGCAUCUGCAGGCGGGGGAGGGGAGGAGGGAGGAGGAACCACUAGGGGCCAAACAGGUGCUUACGAGGUGCAAUUGAGAAGGGGCGGGGGAGGAGUGUCGGGUGUGUCAGCGGCAGCAAGCGUGAACACUGAUCCCAGAGUCAAUGGGUUACGUGGUGGCAGUGGAGGGGGAGGGGGAGGGGGAGGGGGAGGGUUGGGUCCUGGAGUGAAGAAGAAGCGCAUGUCUUGCGUGUCCUUGGAAAAGGUUCCGGACGAACACCGGUGCAGAAGAGCAGAUGGAAGGAAAUGGAGGUGUGGACUGAGGCGCGCGGAGGGAUCGAGUUUUUGCGAGAAGCAUUGGCAAGAAGCGAAGGCGAAAGCCGAACGGCGCGCAGUGGCCAAGCAGCAAAGGGACAGACUGAAUCGUGCGGCUAGUAAUCCGCCGCCGAGGAGAUCUGAGAACCAGCAAGAGCAGUCGCAACAACAGCAACAGCAGCAGCAGCCGCAGCAGCAGCAGCACAAGGAACAGGAGCACCAACAUAGGAGAAGGGAGGAGGAAGGGUGUGAAGGGGGAGGGGGAGGGGGAGGGGAGAGAGGUGUGCACGUGCGUUACCAGGUAGGUCAAAAUGGCGGAGGAAGAACUGGGAGCGCGCACGGCGCGAACCAUGUGAUCGACGUGUCACGCAGUCCCAGCCGGGGCCAUGCAGCAGCGAGAAGGCUGGGGCGAGAGGCAGGGGCAAGUGCAACAGGGAACCAGUCAAGUGACGGUGUUAAGGGGUUGGGGACGAGAGCCAUCCCCUGUGGAGGAUCGCCGGUGGAAGGCCUCCAUGAAGGUUUCACUGCGAUCGAUGACAGCAGUGGCGGGGAAACCAGCAGCGGGGAAGGUGCGGGAGGAGGAAGACGAGACGGCGGAGCUCGCGCAGGUGUUCCAUCCCCAGGAGUAGGAGGAGCAAAAGGGGUGGCAGCAUCACCAUCACCAUCACCAACACCAACACCAGCAGCAGCAGCAGGAGGAGGAGGAGGAGGAAGAGGGGUGGGAAACAUCUCCACGGCCGUGGAUGGCAGCAACAACAAUCACACGAGGGCGACCAGCGGCCAGGCGGGCCCCGAAAAGGAAGGAGGGGGCCAGAUGCAGACACGGUGUCUCUUCACAGGUGGGCAUCCCUCGUGGCGUUGCAAGCAACUUGCUGUUCCGGGAAAGCGGUGCUGUCCUAAGCAUUUGCGUAAGGGGGGCAAGCGUAUAAUGGCACACGUCAACGCAAAUGGGAUAGGCAGUGGAGGGCGUGGAGGAACGGCGAGUAUCGAAGCUCGCAGAGCGCUGAACCCCUCAGGAUCGAGAGAAGAACUGCCAACCAGAGCGUCCUCACCUCGUCGUUCGCCCAGCAGCAACCACUGCGAAGAGCUGCUAGCUGAAGGACGGGCUGAAGUAGUAGGAGCAGCUGGAGCGGGAGGGGGAGUAGGUGUGGGGGGAGGAGAAGCCUCGUUCGUUAGUAACCUCGAUUGUCGGCUGGCGGGAAACGCACUGUCGCCGGGUGGAACAGGAGCGGCAGCAGCGGAAGCAACGGCAACGACGGCGGGAGCAGCAUCAGCGCAAGCACCUGCAAUAGGCGGGGAGGAGGCACCGCAUAUUCUGAUUCAGGAAGUGCCAGCGAACGGAGAUUGUCUAAGGGCUGGCGAGCGUGUGCCAACUUGCUGUCCAAUGCUGCAAUGUACAAGAUGGGCAUUAUGGGAGACGUGGAUGUGGGUGGCUCACAUUUACAACUUCAUCAAUGUGGUGAGCCUCGCACAUGAGAACCAAAAAGCUCUAGAUGCUCUGGAUGCUCUGGAUGCUCUUGAUUUUCUGGAUGUCCCGGGUGUCCUGGAUGGUCUUCGUAUCCUGGAUACCCCAUAUGCCGGUGUCCUUAUGACACCUUUGCUUAACCCUGCUGGUUGUUGAAAUGUGUUUGAACUGUGUUUGCUUUGCUCAGUUCUGCAGCAAUUCCACCAAGGAUAACGGGUGUGGGGGCCCCUCAGCUGAUCUCUGGGGUCU